CUUGAUAACUGUCAACUGGACUAAGGAGAAAAGAAAGGAUUGAGUCAAGUCCGUGGAUUUAUCUACGCAAUCUCGCACCACCCGAACCCAGACCCAUCCAGCCAUGAGAGAGAAACCCAGGUUGUCGACGGGCGAGUACCUACAGCUGACUUAUGCUGUCGGUUUCGGCGCAUUCUCUGCUAGCUGGGCAGCUUUGACAGGAUGGUCGCGUGGGAGUAAUAGACCAUCGACUUACGGAAAGCAUGUUAUUUACAGUGCGACUCGGUCAAUAUUUCCACGUGUUAGCAUCAGAAUUGGCCAGGCUCUCAGUGGAACGACAAGAGAUCAAUACAAGAUCUGGGCCACGAAGAAUGGCGUAAAGGAGGAUCUGGUGGAAAUCGACAGCAACGAGGGGAUAUGGGGUUGUUGGCUGGGGAGGAAUGGAGAGGUUAGCGACGGGAGAAAUCCAGGCAAAACGUUGCUGUGGUUCCACGGUGGUGGAUAUGUCGGCGCGGCUGCCGAACCCCAUUUUGCCAUGCUGUGGGCGUUCAUCCGAAAGGCCAAAGCCAGGGGAGAUACACUCAGGGUGCUGGUCUUGGAGUAUGAUCUCGCACCGCAUCGAGUAUACCCCGCGCAAUUGCGACAAGCAACGUUGGCAUUGCAAUACCUUUUGAGCACCGGCUUGAAAGCAUCAGAGAUCCUUAUCGGCGGUGAUUCAGCCGGUGGAAAUCUGGCCCUCGGCUUAGUGCUACACCUUUCGCAGCCACAUCCGGAAAUUUCACCUUUGAGCUUGACCGACAGACUUGCCGGUGCAAUCCUCAUGUCUCCCUGGGUCAAACUUCAAACCGACUCAAACUCCUAUACCAGAAAUAGUCACAAAGAUGCGCUCAAUGUCGACGCAAUCCGUAGUUGGGCGGCGAGUUUCUUGGGCAAAAGCACAACCGACAAGUACAACACUCCAGUACAGGCCACUGCGGAGGAUUGGAAAGAUGUCAAAGUGGAGAAGUUGGUCGUCACUAGUGGCAGCGAUGAGUUGUUGGUGGACGAUAUUCGCACUUUCGUUGACAUUCUUCGGAAGGCUCGUCCCGAUGUUGAAUAUCUCGAGGCUGCGGGCGAGGCUCAUGACGCCUUGGUGAUGGACAGAGCCUUCGGGUUGAAGCAUGAAUUGCAGUCAGAGAAGUUUCUCUCUGCGUGGCUCAUGGCACGGUUGAAGUAAACCGAUGGCAUUGAAAUGAGUAGUGAGAGGACUCGGGAUCGUUAGGAGGAUUGCAUUAGCACAUCGCGCGCAAGGAAAUCCAGACUUUCA
Molecule: messenger RNA, 1285 nt
Organism: Exophiala mesophila
Lineage: Eukaryota; Fungi; Ascomycota; Eurotiomycetes; Chaetothyriales; Herpotrichiellaceae
Exons: 4
Coding region: 104-1195 (363 amino acids)
Molecular function (GO): hydrolase activity
Source: RefSeq, a predicted model, not a curated record